AUGGCUACCCCUAGUGUCCUAGCUUUUGACGCUGAGGGUCGAGCCAUUGACUUUGAGGUCUGGGUAGACGACCUGCAGUUGUUUUUACAGUGCGAUAGGGCAGACGGCCUCUCUCUCUUUGACCUUACCUCUGGCGCCUCUCCUGCUCCUGCUGCUGAUGCUGAUCCCACUGUGCGCUCUCAGUGGGCCACCCGCGAUGCUGCUGCACGUCUUGCUGUGCGUCGCCACCUCCCUACCUCUGAGCGCGCGCACUUUAGUCAGUACAAGAGUGCUCAGACCUUGUACGACGCUGUAGUUGCGCGCUACUCCUCCCCUGCCACUGCUACACUGAGCCGUCUCAUGCUUCCAUACCUCUUUCCUGACCUCUCUGCCUUUCCCACUGUCGCUGACCUCAUUACACACCUCCGCACUAGUGACACUCGCUACCGCGCCGCCCUUCCUGCUGAGUUCUGCGCUAAGAACCCCCCCCCCAUGUACAUCGCUCUCUACUACGUAGUCGCGCGCCUCCCUGACUCCCUUCGCGUCGUCAAGGACCACUUUCUCGCAGUCUGUCCCACCACCCUCACCGUCGACCUCCUCGAGAAGGCCCUCCUCGCAGCGGAGAAGAGCAUAGUCGCUGUAGGUGCUUCUCGUGGUGACCCUCGCACCCCCAUCUUUGAGGGGUGCUCUCCUUCCCCCUUGCUGCCCUCUGUUGCCUCUGCUGCUGCCGCCGACCUGCUUGGUCUUGAGUCGGUCGGCGCGGCGUCUGCCCCUAGUGGGAGACGUCGCUCCAGCAAGGGCAAGGGGGGCAAGGGCGCGGGUGGAGCUGGAGGGGGCGGUGGCGGUGGCGGCGGUGGCGGCGGAGGGAGUGGGGGUGGCGGCGGGACUAGUGGCGGGGGUGGUGGUGGUGGUGGCAGCAGCGGCGGAGACGGUGGUGGUGGUGCCAGCGGUGGUGGUGGAGGCAGCGGCGGAGGUGGAGGCGGCGGAGGUGGAGGCGGUGGAGGCGGCAGCGGAGGUGGCGGUGGUGGUGGAGGAGGUGGAGCUGGUCGGGGUGGUACCCAGCAGCGUAGCGGCGGUGGUGGUGGCCAGCGCUCGCAGCGGCAGCAGCAGCAGCGCUCGCGGGACAUCCCUCCGCCUCAGCAGCUUCGUGAGUGGUACGCUGGGCGUCAGAGGGGUGGGGGUACUGGUCCCUGCACCUACGUUCUUCGUUCCGGCGACCGCGCGGGUGAGCAGUGUGGGGGUGCCCACGCCGCCCAGCGCUGCUUUGGCCGCCUGACGGACGCUUGGCGUCAGCAGUUCCCUGGGGCUAGUGAGAUCCCUCGCUGGGAUGAGCUUCUUAGGGCUGGUGUAGCGAUCUUUGAUCUUGAUUUUGAUGCUAUCCUUGCUGCUAUGUAUGCUGUGACUUAUAGUGCUUGUGAGGCUGCUGCUCUAGGCGCCAGUGCGUCUACGCUCUCAGGUACUGGUGAGACUGCGCUCUCAGGUACUGCGUCGUCCUCGUCCUCCCUCACUUUCACACUUGACUCCGGGGCUUCUCGCUCCUUCUUUCGAGACCGCACUACCCUUACGCCGCUCGGCCGGCCGGUUGCAGUCUCCCUUGCUGACCCCUCUGGGGGUCCUGUCCUGUCUCACUUCUCCACUGUCCUCCCGUGUCCGGCUGCCCCUUCGGGCACCCUGUCUGGUCUGUACCUUCCCUCGUUCUCUACGAACUUGGUGAGUGGCGCGGACCUGCAGGAUGUGGGGGUUCACCAGUUCACUCCUGCGAGUCAGCGGGUGACCCACUGCACGGAGGCACGCACAGGCCGACACCUGGCCACGUUCUCGCGUCCGCCGGGGUCGAGUCUCUACACCCUGACCGUUGAGUCUCCUCCUGUCCCUGCGUCUGGUCAGGUGGCUGCGUCAGGUCAGGUGCUUGCUGCUGCGUCCCGGUCAGGUCCUGAGUCUGCCCCCUGUUCUUGUCGCCUCCUGUCUCACGAGACUCUCCUGUGGCACCACCGUCUUGGCCACCCCUCCUUGCCCCGUCUUCGGAGCAUGGCUUCCCGUGUCCUUGUCUCUGGUCUUCCCCAGUCUCUCCCUCCUCUCCCCUCCGGGCCAGGACCUUCCUGUGUCCCCUGUGUCGAGGGUCGCCUCCGGGCUACUCCUCACUCCUCCCACUUCCCCCCGACAGAGGCUCCCCUGCAGACGCUUCACAUGGAUGUGUGGGGCCCAGCCCCCGUCCGUGGGCAGGGUCACGAGCGCUACUUCCUGUUGGUGGUUGACGACUACUCGCGUUACACCACAGUCCUCCCCUUGCGCAGCAAGGGUGCGGUCACUGAGGUGCUGAUCGACUGGAUCCGCGAGGCUCGUCUCCAGCUCAGGAAGAGCUUCGGCUCGGACUUUCCUGUUCUGCGUCUGCACUCGGACAGAGGCGGAGAGUUCUCUUCUCGCCUUCUACGAGACUACUGUCGUGCACGGGGGAUCCGCCAGACCUUCACGCUUCCGGACUCACCACAGCAAAAUGGGAUUGCUGAGCGCCGCAUUGGCAUGGUCAUUGAUGUCGCUCGUACGUCCAUGAUGCAUGCGGCUGCCCCCCAUUUUCUGUGGCCGUUUGCGGUGAGGUACGCGGCGCAUCAGCUCAACCUUCACCCCCGGGUCUCUCGGCCUGCGAUGUCCCCAGCCUUGCUGUGGACGGGGAAGGUUGGCGAUGCGUCUGUGUUCCGUGUCUGGGGAUCUUGGGCGUUUGUCCGCGACUUGUCUGCGGACAAGCUGUCCCCUCGUGCUGCUCCCUGUGUCUUCCUUGGCUUCCCCACUGACGCCCCAGGGUGGCAGUUUUACCACCCCUCCUCUCGUCGUGUUCUGUCCUCCCAUGACGUCACGUUCGACGAGUCAGUCCCCUUCUACCGUCUCUUCCCCUACCGCACUCCUUCCCUCCCCCCUCCCCCGGACUUCCUUGUGCCGGUUCCCCCCCCGGUAGACCCCCUCCCCCCUCAGGUUCCUGCCCCCUCAGGUGUGUCCCAGGUAGACGCCGUUGACCCGGUCGAGGUUACUGGUGACUCUGGUGCUGCUGCGGGUGCUGAGCCUGGGGGUGCUGACUCUGGGGGUGCUGUGCGCGGGGGUGCUGAGCCUGGGGGUGCUACUGCUGGGGGUGCUGGGCCUGAGGGUGCUACUGCGGAGGGUGCGGAGCCUGAGGGUGCUGAGCCGGGGGGUGCUGUGCCUGGAGGUGCUGGGUCUGGGGGUGCAGGGUCGGGAGCUGCUGAGCCUGGGGGUGCUGAGCUGGGAGCUGCUGAGCCUGGGGGUGCUGCGUCUGGAGCUGCUGAACCUGGGGUUUCUCCUGCUGCUGCGUCUCGCCGGGAGCCCCUCUCUCCACAGGAGCUGCGCGAGUGGUUCGCUCGCCGCUGGAGGCGUGCUGCUGAGUCUGGAGGUGCUGCUGGAGCUGGAGCUGGAGCUUCUUCGACCGUCGAGGGUGCGGGUGCAGCCGGUCCCGGAGCUGCUGGACCUGCGGGUCCUCCUGGAGCUGGAACUGCUGAGGGCGUUGGUGCUGAGCCUACUGCUGUUGGUCCUGCCGCUGGAGGUGUGGGUGGCGCUGGUGCUGUCGCUGAGGGUGCUGGUGCUGUCCCUGCUGAGUCUGGAGCUGCCUCGCAGUCCCUGCUGGAGCCUUCCUCUCCACUGCCUGCUCCCUCUCCUUACACUGGUCCUACUGGAGGUCUUGCUGAGCGUCGUGAGCCUGCGUCUCGUCCCGCGUCGCCUGUUCGUGCUGCUCGCGCUAGUGGUUGCAGUUCGCGUCACCGUCCUCCUCCUGUUCGUGGCACCCACCGGAUGUCUUUGCGUCCGUCCACUGCUCCUCUGCGUGCCCCUUUGCCUUCUCCUCCUGAGUCCUCUCUUCCUGCGCUUGCCGACCCUGAGUCGGACUCUCUUCGUGCUGCCAGUCCUACUGUCACGCGUCUGCUUGCUACUGUUGUCACUGACCCCUCUUUUGAGUCCCUUGCUGCGUCUGCUCUAGUCGCUGAGCUCGUCGACUUUGCUGCUCGCUGUCGUCUCGACUACGCUGCUAGUCUUGUUGCUGAGUCUGCGUCUGUCUGUCCUCCGUCCGUCGGGGGUGAGUGUGCUCUUGGCACGGACGUCCUAGAGGACAGGCAGGAGGAGUUACAGUGUCUAGCGGCUGCUUCACCUCAUCUCGCGUCUGUACUGCUUGCCCCUGAGGGAGACCCGGAUGCACUAGACAUCCCGACUCCGCGUUCUUACGCGGAGGCCGUAGAGGGUCCCUACUCCUCUUAG
Closterium sp. NIES-65 is the source of this 4230-nucleotide messenger RNA. NCBI's taxonomy places the organism in Eukaryota, Viridiplantae, Streptophyta, Zygnematophyceae, Desmidiales, Closteriaceae. The record is from the annotation of a GenBank genome assembly.